Molecule: messenger RNA, 2370 nt
Organism: Cyclopterus lumpus (lumpfish)
Lineage: Eukaryota; Metazoa; Chordata; Actinopteri; Perciformes; Cyclopteridae
Product: protocadherin alpha-8-like
Exons: 1
Coding region: 1-2370 (789 amino acids)
Biological process (GO): homophilic cell-cell adhesion
Cellular component (GO): plasma membrane
Molecular function (GO): calcium ion binding
Source: RefSeq, a predicted model, not a curated record
AUGGAACAAAGAGGAUGCGACACAAGAAGGGCGAGAAGACGGUGGGUCGGCUGCGUGGUUGCGGUGCUUUUGUGGAGCGGAGCUUCUGCGCAAAUACGAUAUUCCAUCUCUGAGGAAGUUAUUGAAGGAACUGUGGUUGGAAAUAUAGCUAAGGACCUGGGAUUAGAUAAAAGCAGGUUGAAGGAGAGGACGUAUCGGAUUGUUUCCAGUGCUAUGGAACCCUUUUUUUAUGUAAAUCAGAAUGACGGCAUUCUGUAUGUGAGCCAGAAGAUUGACAGAGAAGAGGUCUGCGAAAGAAGCACUAUAUGUUUGAUAAAUCUCAAAACUGUGCUAGAAAAUCCACUGGAGGUGCACUAUGUCGGAGUGGAAAUUGUGGAUAUAAAUGACCAUUCUCCUUGGUUUUUAGAAAAAGAGAAAACGUUAGAGAUUUCAGAGUCUGUGUUACCUGGAGCACGUAUUCCGCUUCAAGCCGCACAAGAUCCAGACGGUGGUCUUUUCUCUGUUCAGCAGUAUAAACUCAGCCCAAAUGACCACUUUCGUUUGGAAGUUAAGGAUAAAGGAGAAGAUGGUAAAAUACCUACAUUGAUUGUUCAAAAGUCUUUGGAUAGGGAGACCGCGGGAAGCCAUGCAUUAGUCCUGACCGCAGUGGAUGGGGGAAAACCUCCGAAGUAUGGUGAAAUUAAUAUUUUGGUAAAUGUUUUAGAUGUCAAUGAUAACGCACCUGUUUUCUCUCAAAACAUUUACUCUGUAGUGCUGAAUGAAAAUGCUGCAGUAGGAACAAAAGUUUUAGAAGUAAAUGCAACGGAUUUAGAUAAUGGACCAAACGGAGAAGUUGUUUAUUCAUUCAGCAACAGUGUGAGUCAGAGAUUAAUAUACCUCUUUGAUAUAAAUCCAUCAACAGGUGAAGUUAUUGUUAAAGAUUCAAUAGAUUAUGAAGAAAAAAACAACUAUGAGAUUGAAAUUCAAGCAUCAGACAAAGGCCUGGCUCCGCUGGCUACACAAAAAAGCGUCAUCAUCAAAAUAUUAGACAUUAAUGAUAACGCACCUGAGAUUGAAGUGACCUCAUUUUCAAGAUCCAUUCCUGAAAAUUGUAGACCUGGAACUACAGUUGCCCUCAUUAGUGUAAAUGACUUGGACUCUGGUCUCAAUGGAAAAGUUAUUUGCUCCAUAGGUGAGGAUGUUCCUUUUGCUUUAUCACCAUCUUUACAAGACAAAAUGUAUUCAUUAGUCACCAAAUCGCCUCUGGACAGAGAGAGACGGUCAAAGUAUGAUGUCACGAUUAUUGCGAAAGACGCUGGCCAGCCUUCAUUAUCAUCUGCAAAGACAAUAAGUGUUGUGGUGUCAGAUGUGAAUGACAACCGUCCAGAGUUUUCACUGAGUCCUUAUAAUUUCUAUGUCACUGAAGCUAAUGAGCCAGGAGCCUCUGUGUUUUCUGUUAAAGCUUUUGACCGUGAUGAGACAGACAAUGCUCUAAUAUCCUAUCAUAUUCUCAGAGAUGGAAUCAAAGAUAAUAAAGUAACUUCAUUUCUCAACAUAAAUAUUGAAACUGGAGAUAUUUUGGCUUUAAAAAGUUUUGACUUUGAAACCCUGAAAACGUUCCAGUUCCAAGUUGUUGCCUCGGAUUCUGGAACUCCGUCACUAAGCAGCAACGUCACAGUGAACGUGUUCAUUCUGGAUCAGAACGACAACGCUCCAGUCAUCCUGUAUCCAGUCAGCUCGAACGGUUCUGCUGAAGGUGUGGAGGAGGUUCCCCGCAAUGUGAACGCAGGACACUUGGUGACUAAAGUCAGAGCCUAUGACGCUGAUAUCGGAUAUAACGGCUGGCUGCUGUUUUCACUGCAGGAAGUUACUGACCACAGUCUCUUUGGGUUGGACCGCUAUACAGGACAGAUCAGAACACUUCGCUCAUUCACAGAGACAGACGAGGCGGAGCAUAAACUGGUCAUACUGGUGAAAGACAAUGGGAACGUGUCACUCUCAGCAACAGCGACUGUGGUUGUCAAAGUUGUGAUACCCAAAGAGGCUUUUGCUGCUUCUGAUGUUAAAAGUGCAACAAAGGAUGAGGAGGAUAAUAAUGUGACUUUUUACCUGAUGAUAACUUUGGGCUCAGUUUCAACACUUUUUCUCAUCAGUAUCAUCGUGCUGAUUGCAAUGCAGUGCUCUAAAUCCACAGACUACACUUCUAAAUAUCUACAAGAGACUAAUUAUGACGGGACCCUGUGUCACAGCAUCCAGUACAGAUCUGGAGAGAAACGCUACAUGUUAGUUGGACCCAGAAUGAGUAUAGGAUCUACUAUAGUCCCGGGCAGCCACGCGAACACACUCGUGCUCCCUGACAGGAGGACACCUGGAGAGGUAAGACAUAUUUAG